AUGAGUACCAGCCGCCAGCACUAUCUGGACUCCGUCAACGCCUCUAUGGAGGACUACGAAUUGAAGGGCGAAUUCUCUCCGACGCUGCCUGACCUGCCGUCCUGUCACUCUGGUUUCCGCAGUCCUCAAGCGUCAGAUUACAGUGAGGUAUCCUCAAGGCGAUCCUACUCUCCCCCGGCCUGGCGCAAGGCGGGCAGUGGCUGGUUCAAGCACCACCAAACACUAUCGCCGCAUCGCGGAGGAUACAACAGUAAAGAUGUGAGCCCGCAAUAUAUCAGUGCGGACGAAGAUGGCGACGACGGGAACGUGACCGCAUACCGGACUGCUAGGCGCAUUCCGUUGCCCGAGUCACCGAUCAAGGGCCAAAGUCCAACCAACAGUCCGGAGCCUCAGACGGCUGGCGGCGCAACAGAGUGCGACAAUGGCGACGGCGGAACAAGCACAGCGCGGCAGAUGAGCGAGCAGACAGAGAAGGCGCCAGAGUCGCCCACCACACAAACACCCACACAGAACAAUUACAUCCGGUUCUCCACCUCACUUGAUGUUGUGCAAAGAACAGAGCCCAUCGAAGCCAUGGUCCACAGCAUACGAAGGGCCAUACACCAUGUCACGAAAUCCUCCUACAACACCUUCUUCUAUGCAACGUCUACUCUGGUUCUUUACUGGACGUUGGCAAGUCUUCUCUCCACUCCCGUCAAUGGACCAUCACCAGACCUGAUCAAAGUUGCCGGAUUGGCAAAGUCAUUCGAACCAGUAAUCUACUACUCCGAGCACGGCCACGCUCAGAUCGAGCAAUUACAGGAGACUGGUGUCGCGGUCUGGGAUCUUGGCGAGAGUGUUAGAAGUACGAACAUGACUUCAGCGCCAUUGAUCGUCAAUCAGCUCGACGAUCUUUCCGACAGCUUAAAGACGCUCGCAGUUGAGCUCACCAGAUUCUUUGCCGGGGUCGACGCCGACGUAGACUCCAUACUGCUGGUAAUGGAGUGGGCGCAGAGAGAACUCUUGACCAUUUCCAGCGAGCCUCCAAGCACCAUCAGCUCAGUUUGGUCGAAUGCGCAUAGCAUGCUAACUCGCGCUGGAAUCUUGAGUGAAGGGAGACUUGCACAAUCGCUGCUCGGCCAGACCUAUCAGCAGCGCACCAAGGCGACUCUGGAACGCACAUUCAACGAGUUUCUGAGUGUACUAGAAGAGAGCAUCAACAACGAACUUACAUAUUCAAUUCAACUCUUCCAGCUUUUUGAAGCAAUUGACAAGCAAUUCCUCAACCUUCAACGAACGGUCAUUCGCGAGCAAGACCAACAGGAGCGCAUGGAGAAUGACUUUCUCGGCAGUCUCUGGACCAAGGUCAUUGGCGUCAACGCUUCCAAGCUUCGCAAGUACGAGAAGAACAAGGACUUGCUCCGCGAUGUUCGCGAUCGGACAGUGGGCAACAAGCGCGUUCUCAUCGACCACAACCAACGCCUGCUGCAGCUCAAGUCCAAUCUCGAGAUACUCCGGCGUAAGCUUGUGAGUCCGUUGGUCAGGUCCAGCAAUUCGAGCACGAUCUCUGUAGAUGAGCAGAUCAAAGGUUUGGAAGGAACCUAUCAGCAGCUGAAAGGAAGUCGAGAUGUGCAGAAGAGGAAGAUGAUGGAGCUUGUCUACGGCGCAGGCGGUAGACGGGUCAUGCUUCCUGCCGGAGCUGGCGGUGAAGGUCGGGCCAUCGAGGGAAGUUCGUGA
Molecule: messenger RNA, 1716 nt
Organism: Ramularia collo-cygni
Lineage: Eukaryota; Fungi; Ascomycota; Dothideomycetes; Mycosphaerellales; Mycosphaerellaceae
Exons: 2
Coding region: 1-1716 (571 amino acids)
Source: RefSeq, a predicted model, not a curated record